Rhipicephalus microplus (southern cattle tick) is the source of this 1570-nucleotide messenger RNA. RefSeq names its product sulfotransferase 1E1. Lineage: Eukaryota; Metazoa; Arthropoda; Arachnida; Ixodida; Ixodidae. The record is from RefSeq and is a predicted model, not a curated record. Gene Ontology annotation, molecular function: sulfotransferase activity.
AGGACGUUUUGCAGAUUCCGACUACGCGAGUUAUCUCGCUUGAGCAGCGUCAGCACUUUUGCGUUUCUCCCCACUCACAAGCUGGUUUCUUGGUGUGGUAAAUGGGAGGAGUCUCUCACAUCUGCCACAGAUUUGUUGGUGCUUCGCUGCAACUGAAAAAUUUCAGAAGUACAGCAGUGAUCACUGCUAUAGUGACUAUAUGCCACAAUGAACCUGGAAAGCUACAAACACGUCGACGGCGUCUCUUUGCACGGAUGGUACCACGAAGACAUGAUACGCUCGGCACUUUCUUACAAGCCCCGCUCGGACGACAUUUUUAUAGUGACGUAUCCGAAGUCUGGGACAACUUGGAUGCAAUACGUCAUCCUCAGCAUUCUUGGAGAGAGCAACGUGCCCAAAACCUUCGCAGAGUACAUGCUGACCUCUCCGCACUUGGAACUCUUCGGUGAAGAGGGUGUCGAGAAGAUGCCCAGACCUGGUCUAAUCAAGACUCACCUGCCUUUUCACAAGGCACCGUACUCGCCGGAAGCCAAGUACGUUUGCGUCGCCAGGAACGUGUACGACGUUUGCGUAUCCUAUUACUACCACACGCGAGGCCUUACUCCUAUCAGCGUGAAGGAUGUCUCGUUUGCCACGUUCCACAACAUGUUCACGACCGGCAAACUGUCCUACGGUGACUACUUUGACCACGUGCUCUCCUGGUACGAACGUCGCGACAACCCCAACGUACUGUUUUUCACGUACGAAGAUGUGAAAAAAGAUCACCAAUUGUGGGUCUUGAACAUAGCGAAAUUUCUCGGAGAAAAUUAUGCGCAAGCGCUCAGAAAAGACCCCGAUCUACUCCGCAAAGUUGUAAACGCUUCGAGCUUAAGCAACAAGAAGCAGAUCUUCGCUAGAAAAAUCAGCGCCUCGGUAAUGAAUUUGCUCAAUCUGCCGUCUGGCAAAGCUUUGAAGGCACUGCAGGUGUACCGUGACAUCUGGCCCCAUAUGGGAGAGUUGCAUCCGAACGAAGACUUUGUCCGGAAAGGUGUCAUCGGUGACUGGAAGGAACACUUCACUCCAGAGUUGAUCGAAAAAACAAAGGCUUGGAUCGAGAGGAAGACCACAGGAUCUGAUGUGAUGCAGCUUUGGAAGGACAUUGAACUGCCAUAGUUUUACAAGCAAUGUCAAGGGAUACGCUCUUUUUUGUUCAAUAAAAAAGGACAACAUUCAUGCACAUGCAUUAGCGCGAAUAAAGCCUGAAGGGUCAGCGAACAUUAUCGGUUUAUUCUCGACUGUUCAACGUCUUCCACUCCCUCCGAAAGCUUUUGUGUCCUAAAACGUAUUGACUCCAGGGUCGUGUCACUUUUUAUCAUGCGACAGUGUGCAGAAAGACUUAAUAAUGUGCCUUCACAUUGACAUCACGAUGAUUCACAUAUUUUUCGCACCUGUGACGACACCAUGCUGAGAAUUUUUUCAUUGCUCGUGCUGAUUUCGAAGCUCACUUUUCAUGUUUGAUUGCAAAUCCUGGUAUCCCGCCGUUGUAUAGCACGUAGCAUUAUUUCAGAUAAAGCUUUAAACAAAAAGAAAA